Messenger RNA from Hemibagrus wyckioides, 1724 nucleotides. RefSeq lists its product as uncharacterized. Gene Ontology annotation, biological process: cell-cell adhesion. Gene Ontology annotation, cellular component: cell-cell junction. The transcript has 7 exons. The record is from RefSeq and is a predicted model, not a curated record. The coding region runs from base 104 to 1045 and encodes 313 amino acids. NCBI's taxonomy places the organism in Eukaryota, Metazoa, Chordata, Actinopteri, Siluriformes, Bagridae. Gene Ontology annotation, molecular function: cell adhesion molecule binding.
CCCCAGCCGUGAUAAAUAGCCAGAGCAAACUUUCGCUUUAGAAGUUUAUUUUCAAACUCUAAAGGAGGAAGAAGUGAGCAUCAGAGAGAGAGAGAGAGAAAAUAUGAAGAUCUCCGUUGUGUUCACCGCCGUGAUCCUGGCAAUCCUGCGGGACAGCACGGCUUCUCUGUUCGUGCAAGGUCCUACUGAAAGUGUCAUGGAGGGAGACAGAGUGACUCUGGAAUGUCUUGACUCAGAAUCUGAGAUGAACAUGACCUCAGUGCACUUUGAGAAGAUGUCACGGCACAUGGACAUGUGGCACCGGCUGGAUGGCUAUGGCUAUGGCAAUGGCUACGGCUAUGGCUAUGCCUUCCGCCGCUGUUUCUGGUAUGAUGCGGACGUGAUGAGAGAAGAUGGCCGUCUGCUUCUUACAAUAACAAGAGUCCAGUCCUGGUCUGCUGGAAUGUACCGCUGCAUGUCUGACAACAUCACUGACCUGGACAAUUCAUCACUGCCUUUUAAGCUAACAGUGCACUAUUUGCGAGAGGUGACUGUGAACCGAGCCAGCUCCAACAUGUUCUAUCGCUACCUCGCCCCAGAGGAUGAGCUGCGUGUGCCACAAGGGGACGACGUGGAGCUGGACUGCUCUACCACUGCGUCUGAGACUCCUACCUACUCCUGGCUUAAAGAGGGAGAGGACUGGAUAAUUCCCUCCAGUAAGCUAAAGCUGAAGCAUGUGAGUGUGGAGAACAGUGGGAAAUACACCUGCACGGCUCAGCACCCAACUGUCAGCUCCCUCAUCAAGAAACGGACCAUCAAACUCACCGUCCUCCCAAAGGAAGCCCCAUGGUAUGAGUCAACAACUGGGCAAAUUUACCUCAUCAUGGGUGCAGCAGUGACAGUUCUCUUCGUGAUGAUCAUCGCCAUGAUGGUCUUCUUGUGCCACCGUUCCAGACGGAACAAGAGCAAGGGCCCGAUUGAUGACCAGUCCCAGAAGAAGCCUAUCUACAAGAACAGCGUGGAAUCUCUGAAUUCCACCGCUGGAGACAAACAGCCGCUGGUGUAAUGUGUGAGAUGGAGAGAGAGGGGAGAGGAGGAUGAGUGUUGAGGAUUUAGGUUUAGGAGAGAAAGGAGCCUGCCAGAUUGGAUAAGAGAUGGUUUGCUAGUGAAACACAGGCCGUGAAUUGAAUUGAAGACAGUAGGAAAAGGGAGUGUGGGAAAGAUCGACAGACAUGAUUGUUUCAUGGUAAUGGUUCCAAUUCAGCAGGUUUGGCAGCAGUACUCCUCAACAAAAGGUGUGCAAUUUUCUCUGUAUUGAUUUCCUAACCCAACAAAAUUGAGAUUCACGCUUGUUGUCAAAGAUGGGGACUGACUAUGCUGGUGUGAGCUUUAAAUCUCUGAACUUUCUUGAGAUAUAACCGCAUGCGACCACUUUCCUGCUAGUCAUUUCUUCUAGCCUCGAGUUGUAAACAAGUCUCCUUUUUUUGGCAGCAUCAUUUUCUUAGACAAUCAUUCUGGUGUACACAAUAUAAUAUAGAAACUUUAGGUGAAGUGUUUAUUCUCGUGUUCUCUAUCGACAAUACUUUGAUAAAUGAAACUGUAAGACUAUAUCAAAAUAUGAUAGCACUUUAAAUCUUUUGCACUAUUUUUGAUCAUACCUUUGUACUUUUCAUUAACUGCAUUAAAUGUCUUUAAAAGUGUGUGCUACUGAUUUUAUUUGAAUAAAGACUCCUAAAACAUCUGGA